Messenger RNA from Cladocopium goreaui, 3456 nucleotides. NCBI's taxonomy places the organism in Eukaryota, Dinophyceae, Suessiales, Symbiodiniaceae. The record is from the annotation of a GenBank genome assembly.
AUGCAGAACCAAAAUGCUCCUUGGAGGUGCUUGCACUGCAAACAGCUCCGCAAGCAAAGUGCGACUCAUUGUCAGACAUGCCAUUUACCAUGGCAGACGGCAAUGGACCGCACCUACAUCCAUGGUGUCAAGCAGCAGCAGACUUUUCCGCAGAACUAUCAGCAACAAUGGAAUUAUCAAGGUGGGCAUCAGUACUACCAGGGCGACCAGUCCCCUCGCAGUCAGAAGUCCCCUCGCAGGUAUCAGAGCCCUCGAAAGAAAUCGCCAAGAGGAGGCAAAGGCAAGGACAAUGCAGGAUUUGGUCAGUCCUCUCAGUUCCAGUCCUUUCAGCACUUGCCACCUCAGGGAUAUCCUAUGGGCCCUCCAUUGCCACCACCGAGUGGUCCACCGCCUCCGUGGGCUCACCCUGGUGCACCGAGCAAUAUGAUGCCGAUGAUGAACAUGAUGCCGAUGCAGAACGUUUCAGUGCCGCAGCAGUGUGCUCCUGCGCAGGCCUUUGCCCCUUUGGCAAUGCCUACGCCUGCAAUGCCAACUCUGGUGCAAGAGGCGGUGCCGAACGAACUGCUCAACUAUUUGCAGAAGCGCUCUGUGGAUUUACCUCCGGAUGUGCAACAAAGAGUCCAGACAGAGUCGAGGAAGCAAGGAAAGAGGGUUAUCAAAGAUCUUCAAGCAGCAGCCAAGUCUCUGGGAGAGGCCCGCACUGCCUACGAAGAAGCCCUGGUUGCCCGUACCCAGCAUAUCAGCUCCUGGAAAUCCUUUUUGGCCGAGGCUGUGAAAAACUGGACAGAUUAUGCCAAGCUUUUCGAACAGCACGAACAGGCCUUACAGUUGAGAAUUUCAUCUGCGAAGGACCAAUUCCAGGAAGCCAAGGAAUGCCUCGAUGCUUCCAAAACCUCUGCAGGACAAGUUACCGAGAUCAGCGACGAGGAGGAACUUCCGGGCGACUCCGAAAAUUCAGCCAUGCAAAUCACCGAGAGUAUCCAGACGCUCUCCAACUCCUUGAUGAAGCUCUCCAAAGACGCAGAGUCUAUCCAGGUGGAAGGACCAUCAGCGAAAAGGCCCAGAAUGGAAGAGAAAAAGGAGGCAAAGAAUUCUGACAAUGAACGGUUCAUCCCUUUUAUCAACUUUGACAAGACGUUUGCAGAUCCCAGCAACUUCACUGGUCGAUUCUCCGGCACGAGACAGCACUUUGCUGACGAUGCUGUAGUAGAUCCCAAUGACGUAACUGGUGAUACCUCCAGUCAUCCUGGAGUCAUCGAGCAAUAUAAAAUCACGGACAACUACUAUGACAAUCCAGCACGCCGCAUCCAACAGGAACCUGAAGAACCUGAUCCUGACGUCAUUCCUGACAUUCAUGAAGCGCCACAGUUUGCUCAAGAUCUUCACGCAAUCGCUGGACGUUUUGCCAUUUAUGACGAUCCGGAUGGAGAUGGAAUUUUGCGGCUGAGAACUUGGUAUCUUCACCAUCAACACAUGAUUGUGAACUUCCAUUCCAGGACCGUUGAGCUGGAUGAAGAUUGGCGGCGUUGGUCCGAUGAUAUCAUUGGCUCUUGGCGAACUCAUCUUCAUGCUGGGGCCAGUAUUUUCUUUCAUCUUGUCCAUCCGGAUCCGUACAGAGGAUAUCUCAGACAAGAAGUUCAUUGUGACAUCAUCAUCACGCAAGGCAACGAACUGCCACGACGCGCAGGGCUUCUGACUGUUCACUAUCAAGGAGAACAAACAGACCCGCACACUUAUGCAGUUGCGAGUUCCCUGGAGAUGGUCGUCAGUGGCAAACGAUUAGUCGAAGCGGCGGAUGCUGAUCAAUGGUGUCUCAAUUCUCUCCAUCGAUGCAGCGUUGCAUUUGGGUGGCAACACAUCCCCUUUGAUUUUCAGCCUAUUCAUCAAGUUCAAAAUGGACAUGCCUUCACUAUCAUCGUUACGAAAGCGCGACAAGAGCAUGACCUUUCUCUUCCUGAUCCGGCUGAAUCAUAUGGGCAGAAUACGCAAGAACAUGACUAUGAAGAAGCUCCACAUGCUGGAGAAUUUGCCCGGUCUCCUCAAAGUGUGAGGUCAGCAUCUUCUCUUCCAUCACGUUCGGACUUUGAGGUAGGAGUUCAUGUCUUCCGUCUUGGAAUGCCUGAUGAGCACUGCUAUGUGGGCUGGCAGGAUUACCGGCAAAUUCUUUCUGACAUCACCAGAUGUGUACAUGCUCAGCGCAACGAGAUUGUGGCACUGCACUACCUGCAAGUUCAGUGGCAGCCCAUGCAGAUGAAAGUUUCUCCAGAGCACGUUGUCCAACCGGCGAUUCAUCGGGCAAGCCAAGGUCAACAGCAAGAACCUGCACCACAAAGACCUUUCAGCAGUUUUCAUGGCAGAGAUUUUGACACUCUGUCCAACCUCUUUGCAUCUCACUCCCUGAUUGAAUGUGAAGAAGAAGGUCCUAUUGCCUAUGUUGAUACUUGGUACAUCCACCAUGAACGUCAGCGACAAUGUCGAGCACCUCGUGCGGUGCGCCUCUUCCAAGAUCCUGCGGAAUGGAUUGAAGACCUUUUGGAACCCUGGCGUGACAUCAUUGAUCCGACCAUUGCCAUCACGAUCUUCCUUGUGAGACCCACACCCCCAUGCACUCAGAUGGAAUGUCUUCUUGCCCAUCUCAUCAUUGAACAGGCACCUAGACCAGAGUGGGUUGUCGGUCUCAUCUCCAUCCAGGAAGUGAAUCCUCAGGGAAUUUCCAUUGAUCACCGUGCCUUUUCCUUGCCCUCAUUGAUGUGGGCUCAAGCAGUGAUUCGAUAUGCGGACAUCCUUGAACGAUGUCGUUUUCGCAGCUGCACAGUUCAAAGAGGAGCCAUACCUUUUGGAGUUUUUGACAUGGACCAUGUGGAUCCGGGCAUGAACUUGGUUAUUGUUGUGCGCGACAGAAUGCCAUUUGUUGCGUCAAGCUCCAUUGAGGGUGACGUCAGUGGACUCAUGCAGCGCCCUCCAGAUCCCCAUGUUGCGGCUGGACCACCUGAAGGACCUGCAGCGGCGGCGCCUUUUGCCUUCAAUCCGAACGCAGCUGCCUUCUGCCCGGGCCAAGCACCACUCAAUGUUCAGCCUGAGACCAUCCAAGAGCUCCAUGAGCACUGGCGCCGAACUGCCUUUUGCUGGGAGGAUGAAUCAGCUUCGACAUCGGUCAUCACAUGGUUCGUCGAUCAAUUUCACCAGCACCUUCAUUCAUGUUGGCAGCCUCGAAUAGUACGGCUUUACGAAGAUUUUGAUGCCUGGGAAAGCACCAUGCGGGCUGCCUGGAACGAUGUUCAACUGCCUGGAGCUCCCAUCUUGUUCCACGUAGUGCUACCUGAAUUGCUCGGCUUAGCCAUCAACUUGCUGUUACAACUCAUGAACGACUUCAUCUGGAGCACCUGGUCACUGGGCUGGGUCUUGCCGGAAGAUGUCUUCAUCCUGGAGCUCCGUCAAUUUGCGAAGCAUGGGUAG